Arthroderma uncinatum is the source of this 1956-nucleotide messenger RNA. RefSeq names its product glutamyl-tRNA amidotransferase. NCBI's taxonomy places the organism in Eukaryota, Fungi, Ascomycota, Eurotiomycetes, Onygenales, Arthrodermataceae. The transcript has 6 exons. Gene Ontology annotation, molecular function: glutaminyl-tRNA synthase (glutamine-hydrolyzing) activity. Gene Ontology annotation, cellular component: mitochondrion; glutamyl-tRNA(Gln) amidotransferase complex. Gene Ontology annotation, biological process: mitochondrial translation; glutaminyl-tRNAGln biosynthesis via transamidation. The coding region runs from base 1 to 1956 and encodes 651 amino acids. The record is from RefSeq and is a predicted model, not a curated record.
AUGGGCAUGCGAGACCCCCUACUCGAGGCCAUGGCCGAAGUCAAGGUCAACGGCAACCAACUGCGCAAACAGGCAGCCAAGGCAGAAGCCUCCGCCCGCGCACAGGAAGACAAAGCUACAAAAGCCAUGAAGAAGGGCCAGUUCCAGAUCUCUCGCAUCCAUGCCAGUUCUGCCAUUCGGGAGAAACGUCGCUCCGUCACGCUCCUCUCUAAAUCUGCGGAGGCAGAUGUCAUAUACAGUGAUCUGUCGGCCGCCAAAAGCACACGCGAUUCCACACGCUCUCUUAUGAAGGCAUCCAAAGCACUCGACACGGCCUCUAGAAGCAUAAACCUUGAACGCACUCUUGCCGUUGCCAACCAAUUCGUCUCUCGAUCGGAGGACUUUAAGCUUGCGGGGUCUGCGCUUGAGGGGGUGUCUAAGGAUGUGCAGAUGCAGGAGUAUGGGGCUGAGGGCGAUGAAGACGUUGAUCGCCUGAUGGAACGGCUGGCAGACAGUGCGGGUGUCGAUUUGCGACAGGGCCUGGAGGAGCACGCGGCGCCGCGAGAAGAGCUUACUGCUGUGAGCAGCGGGAAGCAGAAGGAGGCAGACUUUGAGGACGGGUUGGCCGGUAAUGCGAUAUCUCCUUUAGACGGUAAACUCGUCGGAGUGAAAGACAAUAUAUGUACCCGCGAGCUGCCCACGACCUGCGGAUCCGCGAUCCUACAAGACUUCACGAGCCCGUUCAAUGCUACAGUGGUGGAAUUGUUGGAAAAUGCAGGCGCCAUUGUGGCGGGGAAAACAAAUCUAGAUGAGUUUGGCAUGGGAUCCCAUUCAAUACAUUCCCACUUUGGUCCUGUGAAGAACAAUGCCACGACAGAAGACUAUUCGGCUGGUGGGAGUUCGGGAGGAAGCGCAGUUGCCGUUGCUACGAGCCAAUGCCAUGCGGCUCUAGGUACAGAUACUGGUGGCUCCGUGCGUCUUCCGGCGGCAUAUACGGGUAUUCUUGGAUUUAAACCCUCGUACGGGUUGAUUUCUAGAUGGGGAGUGGUGGCGUAUGCAAAUUCGCUAGACACUGUUGGGAUAUUUGGAAGGGACACGGCUACUCUUCGUAGCGUUUUUGAUGUGAUAAAUCGUUACGACAGCCGUGACCCAACUAGUAUACUCCCGAACACUAGGUCGCGUAUCAUGACCGCCGUUAAAGAAGCGUCAAGGAACAAACGUCAAUUACGAAUAGGAGUCCCCUUGGAGUACAACAUUCACGAAUUGAGCGCGGACAUCCGAUCUGCAUGGCAGCGGACACUCCAGCAUCUCCAGUUACAAGGCCAUAGUAUCCAUCCUGUUUCCCUUCCAGCAACUAAACAAGCGUUGUCUGCAUAUUACGUUUCAGCCCCAGCAGAGGCAUCGUCAAACCUUUCAAAGUACGACGGCGUCCGGUAUGGAACCAGAGACAUCGAAUCGGCAGACAACGUCGGUGACUACCUAUAUGCAAACACACGUGGAAAAGGAUUCGGAGCUGAAGUCAAGCGUCGGAUACUUUUGGGAACAUUAUCGCUUAGUGCGGAUAAAAUUGACAACUACUUCAUCCAGGCCCAGAAGGUUAGAAGACAAGUUCAGUCAGACUUUAAUUCCGUAUUCGGUCUUCGAAAUCCCCUCCUACAGACUGGAUCAGCCUCGGGGGAUAUCAAAACCGAAGGAAAGGUCGACGUUCUCCUCUGCCCUACCACCCCUUCUUCUCCACCAACGAUAAAAGCACUGGAAAACGCCUCCCCAACAGAAGCAUACACCAAUGAUGUUUUUACUGUUCCCUCGAGUCUUGCGGGCCUCCCGGCAUUGAGUGUUCCAGUUUCCUUCCUGCGACGAGAGUCUGACGGCGCAUCCUUCCCUGGCUCCGCCGGAAUGCAAAUCAUCGGCCAGUUUGGAGACGAUGACAUGGUUCUAAACGUGGGAGCGAUGCUUGAGAGCAUAGACAAAGCAUGA